Molecule: messenger RNA, 1195 nt
Organism: Propithecus coquereli (Coquerel's sifaka)
Lineage: Eukaryota; Metazoa; Chordata; Mammalia; Primates; Indriidae
Product: pepsin A
Exons: 9
Coding region: 35-1195 (386 amino acids)
Biological process (GO): proteolysis
Molecular function (GO): aspartic-type endopeptidase activity
Source: RefSeq, a predicted model, not a curated record
UUCUCCCUCGACUUGGGUCCGGGAAGAACGAACCAUGAAGUGGCUGCUGCUUCUCGGCCUGCUGGUGCUGUCCGAGUGCACCGUCUACAAGGUCCCCCUUGUCAGGAAGAAGUCCUUGCGGCAUAACCUGCUCAAGCAUGGCCUGCUGAAGGACUUCCUGAAGAAGCACAGCAUCAACCCAGCCAGCAAGUACUUCCCCCAGGAGGCCACCAUGCUGUCCACCCAGCCCCUGGAGAACUACCUGGACACGGAGUACUUCGGCACCAUCGGCAUCGGAACCCCCACCCAGGACUUCACCGUCGUGUUUGACACCGGCUCCUCCAACCUGUGGGUGCCCUCGAUCUACUGCUCCAGCGCUGCCUGCACCGAUCACAACCGCUUCAACCCCGAGGACUCCUCCACCUACGAGGCCACCAGCCAGUCCAUCUCCAUUACCUAUGGCACCGGCAGCAUGACAGGCAUCCUCGGAUACGACACCGUCCACGUUGGAGGCAUCUCUGACACCAACCAGAUCUUCGGCCUGAGUGAGUCAGAACCCGGCUCCUUCCUGUACUACGCUCCCUUCGACGGCAUCCUGGGCCUGGCCUACCCCAGCAUCUCCGCCUCCGGGGCCACCCCCGUCUUUGACAACAUAUGGGACCAGGGCCUGGUUUCCGAGGACCUCUUCUCCGUCUUCCUGAGCUCCGACGACAAGAGUGGCAGCGUGGUGAUAUUUGGUGGCAUCGAUUCUUCUUACUACACUGGAGAGCUGCACUGGGUGCCUGUUUCUUACGAGGGUUACUGGCAGAUCACCGUGGACAGCAUCACCAUGGACGGAGAGACCAUCGCUUGCAGUGAGGGCUGCCAGGCCAUCGUUGACACCGGCACCUCCCUGCUGACCGGCCCAACCUCCGCCAUUGCCAACAUCCAGAGCUACAUCGGAGCCAGCGAGGACUCAGACGGCCUGAUGGCGGUCAGCUGCUCGUCCGUCGACAGCCUGCCCAAAAUCAUCUUCACCAUCAACGGCGUCCAGUACCCCCUGCCCGCCAGUGCCUACAUCCUGGAGGAGGACGGGAUCUGCACCAGCGGCUUCGAGGGCAUGGACGUCUCCACUUCCACUGGAGAGCUCUGGAUCCUGGGUGACGUCUUCAUCCGCCAGUACUACACCGUCUUCGACAGGGCCAACAACCGGGUCGGCCUGGCUGCAGUGGCCUAA